UUUUUGUCAGUCUCUCCGCUUUUAAAGUUUCAAUAUCAUUCUUCUCCGCGAGUUCGUUAAUAAAAUUAGUCGAAAUCUGUGUCAAUAUUUACAAUAAAAGAUUGUGAACGCUCGUUUAAUAUAUUGUUCCGUGUAUUAUAUUGUUGUGAAAAGAAAAGGAAAUAUCUUUUACCGAAUUCUUUUAAAGGAUUCCUGUUUAUGAAAGAUCUGAAUUAUAGUCUAGAAAUAUACUCCCAGAUAGCUGUGAAGUGAAUUGAAAUAGCGUUUCGCCGUCCUAGACCUUUUAUUUUUAUUCAACAACGCAAACCGAGCGGCACCACGUUUCGUCACAGCAAGCUGCGUUACUCAAAUCACUUUCCAUCACGAGGUUCUCCACUAAAGGGGCGCGAGCAGUCAUUUAAAGCAGCGUCAUUGAGUCGGAUCGAAACAGGAUCGCGGGCGGGCGCGGGCAGCGAUUGUGGCGGUGGUGCGCCCGCCGGCGGCGACGUCCGCCCUGGUUACGGUUAUGAAGCACUUUCAGCGACCAGCGACGGCAGUGAUCAGGAAGCCGACGAGGUGCCAGAAUACUCUCCCUUCGAGAUGGAAUUAUCAGGUGGAGGAGAGUCUGUCGAGGGACCCUCGUCGAGAGGAUCAGCAAAAGUUAAUUUUCCACCUGACGUUGAAAUGGAACGCAGGCCUACUGCUACUUUCGCUGGUGCUGCAGCUGCAGCGUUUCACCGUGGGCGAGGACGUUCUAUGAGUGCUUGGAGUGAUAUAAGUCGAUCCAGUAUAAGAUUUGAGGAACGAGUUCGAGUCGAAUACUAUGUAAACGAGAAUACUUUCAAAGAGAGACUGCAACUGUAUUUUAUAAAAAAUCAACGCUCGAGUUUACGCAUUAGAAUUGUCAACCUGUUCUUCAAGAUUCUCGCUUGCUUGCUUUAUAUUUUCCGCGUCUGCGCCGAUGGAGACCCUAUUUCUGCUACUUGUUAUGGAUGUAAACCGGGUAAUAAAACUGAAUUUGAGUUUUCGGCUAAUCUCACGGAAGAGGAGUUUCAAGAGCAUCCUAUCAUAAACUGGGACGGCAUAGUAUGGGUGAAUCGACCGCUAUACUUAUGGGGAGUCCAAGUUGUAUUGGCUAUGAUCUCUCUAGCGGAGGCUAUACUUCUCGUUUAUCUCGGAUACAAGGGCAACAUCUGGCAACAGAUAUUAUCAUUCCAUUUUAUCUUGGAAAUGGUGAACACGGUCCCAUUCGCACUGACUAUACCGUUCCCUCCCUUAAGAAAUCUUUUCAUCCCGGUUUUCUUAAACUGCUGGCUUGCCAAGAGGUCUUUAGAAAAUAUGUUUAACGAUUUGCACCGCGCAAUGCAGAAAUCCCAGUCGGCACUCUCACAGCAACUUAUGAUAUUAUGCGUCACCCUACUCUGCCUUGUAUUUACGAGUGUUUGCGGAAUCCAACAUUUUCAACGUGCUGGUCACCGUCACUUGAACCUAUUUCAAGCCACCUACUUCGUGGUAGUAACGUUUUCAACCGUCGGCUACGGAGACUUCGUACCAGAUAUCUGGCCAUCUCAAAUGUAUAUGGUCAUUAUGAUUGGUGUUGCUCUCGUGGUCUUACCCACUCAAUUUGAACAACUCGCAUUCACUUGGAUGGAAAGGCAAAAGUUGGGUGGUUCUUAUUCGUCCCACCGAGCUCAAUCCGAAAAGCACGUGGUUGUUUGCUCGACUACUCUCCAUGCAGAUACUAUUAUGGAUUUCCUAAAUGAAUUUUAUGCCCACCCUCUUCUACAGGAUUAUUAUGUUGUCCUUUUGUCACCGAUGGAACUCGAUACAACCAUGAGGAUGAUAUUACAGGUUCCCAUCUGGGCCCAGCGAGUUAUUUACAUCCAAGGAUCAUGUCUUAAAGACACAGACCUGAUUCGUGCUCGCAUGAACGAAGCCGAGGCUUGCUUUAUACUGGCUGCUAGAAACUAUGCCGAUAAAACAGCAGCUGAUGAACAUACCAUUCUAAGGUCGUGGGCGGUUAAGGAUUUUGCCCCAAAUGUUCCACAAUAUGUUCAAAUUUUCCGACCCGAGAAUAAACUUCACGUGAAAUUCGCGGAAUUCGUUGUCUGUGAGGAUGAAUUUAAAUAUGCCUUGCUGGCUAACAACUGCACCUGUCCAGGAGCAUCUACCCUAGUAACUCUACUGUUGCAUACAAGCCGUGGCCAGGAAGGACAACAAUCUCCCGAAGAAUGGCAUAGACUAUAUGGCAAGUGUUCUGGAAACGAAAUAUAUCACAUUGUUUUGGGUGAUAGCAGAUUUUUUGGAGAAUAUGAAGGCAAGAGCUUCACUUAUGCAAGCUUCCAUUCCCAUCGAAAAUACGGUGUUGCCUUAGUAGGCGUCCGACCAGCUGAACUUCCUGAAUUUUAUGAAGAGACUAUACUGUUAAACCCUGGACCACGGCACAUUAUGAAAAGCAGCGACACUUGUUAUUACAUGAGCAUCACGAAGGAAGAGAAUUCUGCUUUCGUUGUUUCCGAUAAACAAACGGAAUCAAAGCCCAACACUAAUCCUAAAGACCAAACAGCUUGUAGCCUUCUCUCAAACGCAAAGAAAACCGGAGACGCAGAAGAUGGCACAGCACCGCAGCAAAAAAGACCAGACGGUAGUAAUGUGGCUCACUACGAUCUCCCACAAGUGAUUCUACAAGCUCCCGCGAGUUCCACACCAAAUGUAUCGCCAUCACGCAUCAAACCAGCUAAAACUGUUUCAUCCGCUAAUUUAACUGUUGCUGGCUCUCGACUUGGUGACGGAGCUUCAACUUCUGGAUCGGAUUCUCGAACAUGUUUAAAAGAGUCCCCAGCCACAGAUAGUGCGACUGACAGUCAUCUACUACUGCCACGGCCUGACACUAACUUCUUAAGCCCCGACUCUCUUAGUUGCCGAAGAGGUAGCAGACGUCCGUCGAUUUUGCCUGUACCCGACAUGGUCACCAGCAGUCUCAAUAUAGCCUCAGAUAACCAGGAUGAAGAAGCAGAGGCUGAUGAAAGUGAGGACGAACUUGAAGAUGACGUGCCUUGGAGGUCGCCCUCUGAGAAGAUUGCAGACGACGCGACUACCACCUCGCUAUCCUCACUGGACGCCAGCGAAAAGCAUUCAGCAUGGCGUAACGACUUCAGCAGAAUUGUUAAAGGGUUUCCACCAGUGUCACCUUUUAUCGGCGUAAGUCCUACACUGUGCUACUUGCUUAAAGAGAAAAAGCCGCUAUGUUGCCUACAGCUUGCACAAGUUUGCGAGCAUUGUGCGUAUCGAAACGCUAAAGAAUACCAAUGGCAGAAUAAAACUAUAAUCCUGGCUGCCGAUUAUGCUUCGAAUGGAAUCUAUAACUUUAUAAUUCCAUUGCGGGCUCACUUUCGUUCUAAGACAUCGCUUAAUCCAAUAAUUCUGCUUUUGGAACGGAGACCUCACAUCGCAUUUUUAGAUGCUAUAUCAUACUUUCCAUUGGUUUAUUGGAUGCUUGGUUCCAUUGAUUGUUUGGAUGAUCUCUUAAGAGCCGGUAUAACUCUAGCAGAAAACGUGGUGGUUGUUAAUAAGGAACUGUCGAAUUCGGCUGAAGAAGAUAGCCUUUCGGACUGUAACACCAUAGUGGCUGUCCAAACAAUGUUCAAAUUCUUCCCUUCGAUUAAAUCAAUAACAGAAUUGUCUCAGUCUUCGAAUAUGCGAUUCAUGCAAUUUCGAGCUCACGAUAAAUAUGCUUUACAUUUGUCUAAGAUGGAAAAGCGCGAAAAGGAGAGAGGAUCUCAUAUAUCAUAUAUGUUCAGACUACCUUUCGCUGCUGGGUCUGUAUUCUCAGCCUCCAUGUUGGAUACAUUACUUUACCAGGCAUUUGUAAAGGAUUACGUCAUAACAUUUGUGAGGCUUUUACUCGGCGUAGACCAAGCACCAGGCUCGGGAUUCCUAACAUCAAUGAAAAUAACAAAGGAGGACAUGUGGAUCCGUACGUAUGGGAGAUUAUAUCAAAAGCUAUGCUCAACAACCUGUGAAAUUCCGAUAGGCAUCUAUCGUACUCAGGAUACAAGUCUGGCCGACCAGGCGCACCACGUGAGUAUGUCGCCUCGCGGCCCGUCAGGGUGGUUCUGGCCAGGCUUCGCGGGGAUGCGACCAUCGCGCGCAUCGCAGGCUUCGGGGAAUGCGGGGGUGAACGGAGACAGUGGGUCCUCGGAGAGGGGAAGGACGCGAUCGCGUCGCAGCCCCACCGGUUGCUUGAGCGGAUGCUACGGAGAGCGUACGCCAGCGUAUUCAACCAGUUUGGCAGAUGAAGCAAGAGAUAAUCAUGCGCAACAAAUCGAAAGAGCUGAAAUUGCUAAUCUUGUAAGAUCUAGAAUGGAAUCUCUGAAUUUAACUGGAAUUGACUAUGAUGAUGUUAGUGAGAAACGAAACAGCUUAUCAUACGUUAUUAUCAACCCAAGUUGUGAUCUCAAUUUACAGGAAGGCGAUAUUAUAUAUCUUGUACGUCCUUCACCUUUCUCUGCCCAAAAGACCUUUGAGAGACAUAACAGCCGACGCAAGUCAAACAUCAGUUUUUGCUCAGGAGCUCUUAUUCAGGCUGCUGCCGGUAGCCGUCGUGGCUCCGCUCUAGCAGGGCUCACCAGCCUCUCCCCUAGGGCUCCGCCACUCACCUGCACAAAAGCCAAUUCACUAUCCCUACCUGAUAGUCCUACAAUCAUUACCGAUUUCCGAGGACGUUCUAAUUCUUUGCGUGUCGUAGAUGACAUUUUGCUCCGCCGCUCAAACUCCUUGCGUCAAGGUCUUGGGACACCUGGUAAUUCGCGACGUCGAAAGAGCAGUCUUGAAGAGAUUGGAAUUUCUCACUUUAAUUCACUUUUACAACAUCAACAACAACAACAGCAACAGAAUGCAAAUGCUAUUAAGAUAGCUCUGAAUGGGAGUAUUGGUCUUGAAGUGACACCACCAGAUGAGGGACCUAUGGAUCGGAUGGGAGGGCAUCUAGGUGGAUAUCAAGAUAUGGCCGCCGCAUUACCACCGACAGCAUCGCAAUCAGGAUUGCCACCAGAUUUUGCCGAUCCGCAGCAUUUGCAGGGGACAAUCGUAUGAUACCAUCUCAUGUGGGGACGACGACUUAGUUCCGUAGUCAGAAAUAAGUGGACCUAAGCUGGAUGAAGCUAGAUCAACUUAUUUCGGAACCCAUUUUCAACUCGUAGCGUCUCUACUAUGCACGUACUCCUAGUGUUUCAACCUAAAAAUUUCCAAAGAAACUUCAAAGUGAGUGAAUGGAUCGAAACAAUACGCGGCAGUGAAAUCUGUGUAUUGUAAGCGGGAUCAACUAGGUUUAUGUAAAGGAUAUAUGGCGUAAGGCUGUAAAUAACGAGGCUUUCUUUGGUCUUAAUACUUAUCUUAACUGUAAAUAAGAGUACGUCUAGCGAUUAACUCUUACACUUUAUAUUUACAAACAAUUUAAUGCAUUUAUCAUAAAAAUAUUUACCUGCAAUUGUAGCAAAUAUAUACUUUAGAUUUAGUAGACAUUAUAUCUAUAAUAAAAAUUUUUGUUUAGAUUCCGCAUUCAAAGUAUACACGUACCUGCAUAUGUUAUAGUUACAUAUACUUAUUACUAUUAUUAUAUCAUGUAACUAUUUAGAUUUGUUGACAGUAUCAAAAUAACUCAAAUAGAGAAAAUUACAAUCAAUAAAGUCAUUAUGACCACACA
Messenger RNA from Danaus plexippus (monarch butterfly), 5683 nucleotides. It is a transcript of the gene SLO2, whose product is annotated as potassium channel subfamily T member 2. Gene Ontology annotation, biological process: potassium ion transport. The transcript has 24 exons. Gene Ontology annotation, cellular component: membrane. The record is from RefSeq and is a predicted model, not a curated record. NCBI's taxonomy places the organism in Eukaryota, Metazoa, Arthropoda, Insecta, Lepidoptera, Nymphalidae. Gene Ontology annotation, molecular function: intracellular sodium-activated potassium channel activity. The coding region runs from base 580 to 5073 and encodes 1497 amino acids.